Hipposideros armiger (great roundleaf bat) is the source of this 6205-nucleotide messenger RNA. It is a transcript of the gene RUNX2, whose product is annotated as RUNX family transcription factor 2. The transcript has 6 exons. Bases 944 to 2284 code for a protein of 446 amino acids. The record is from RefSeq and is a predicted model, not a curated record. Gene Ontology annotation, molecular function: ATP binding; DNA-binding transcription factor activity, RNA polymerase II-specific; RNA polymerase II cis-regulatory region sequence-specific DNA binding. Gene Ontology annotation, cellular component: nucleus. Gene Ontology annotation, biological process: ossification; hemopoiesis; neuron differentiation. Lineage: Eukaryota; Metazoa; Chordata; Mammalia; Chiroptera; Hipposideridae.
CCUGGGGGGAGGCGGGCAGAAGCAAGAGGACGAGACCAGGCUCGAUCCCCCUAGACCGGGGGUGCCUCUCUCGGCUUCGGAAGCUGCGCGCCGCGACCGGGGGGCUCCUUCUCGUGGCCGGCGGGCGGCGGCAGCGGCUGCGAUUCGCAGGCUCGAGAUCCGUUGCCCUGAGCUCCGCUGCCCGCGACUUACCUCCUGGCACCUCGAAGCGCGAGGGUCAGGGGAGCUUUGCAAAUAGCAGGAGGGAGUGGACGCAAGGAGGUGGCGGUGAAAAGGGCGAGAAGAGGCGAAGGGAAAGGAAAGAACCGAGCCGGGGAGCCGGGCUGGCAGCAGCCGCGGGAGGAAUCUGAGCGUGCAGCCGGCGCGGGGGGAGCGGUGGCCGGCGCGGGGGGAGCGGCGGCCGCCGCGGAGGAGGCGGCGGCAGCGGGGCGGACGCCUGCAGCUGGGUAGCUGCGCGCGGCGCGGCGGUGGCUGGCAGCGCGCGGCUAUGCGGGCCCCGAGGCUGGACUGCUGAACUCACUCAGCUCCACCGGCGGACUCGAACUGGGAGGGGGCGCCAGCGCACCCAGGACGCGGUGCCCCAAGGGACCCCACUCUAAGCUGCAAACUGAAGCAGCCCCCCCAUCCCCCGCCUCCCGGGCCAAACACAACACCGCACCCGUUCGCAGCUGCCACCCCGGGUGUUCCAAAGUCUCCGGCAAAGAUCUGCGCCUCCCGGGUCCCCCACCCGCCAACCCGACUGCUCCGCAUCGCCGCCGCUGGCCCCAGUCAGACUCCGCUCUGCAGUCGGCUUCAUCGAACUCGAUUUCUCACCUCCUCAGCCCCAUCACCUCCAUCUCCUUUCCCCCGUCUCGCCUCCACCCCCCCAAUUUCCUCCUCCUCGCCCCUCAUUUCCACCCUCCUCCCCCUCCCCCGGCCACUUCGCUAACUUGUGGCUGUUGUGAUGCGUAUUCCCGUAGAUCCGAGCACCAGCCGGCGCUUCAGCCCCCCCUCCAGCAGCCUGCAGCCCGGCAAGAUGAGCGACGUGAGCCCGGUGGUGGCUGCGCAGCAGCAGCAGCAACAGCAGCAACAGCAACAACAGCAGCAGCAGCAACAGCAGCAACAGCAGGAGGCGGCGGCGGCGGCGGCGGCAGCGGCGGCGGCGGCAGCAGCGGCCGCGGUACCCCGGUUGCGGCCGCCGCACGACAACCGCACCAUGGUGGAGAUCAUCGCUGACCACCCGGCCGAGCUCGUCCGCACCGACAGCCCCAACUUCCUGUGCUCCGUGCUGCCCUCGCAUUGGCGCUGCAACAAGACCCUGCCCGUGGCCUUCAAGGUGGUAGCCCUCGGAGAGGUACCAGAUGGGACUGUGGUUACUGUCAUGGCGGGUAACGACGAAAAUUAUUCUGCUGAGCUCCGAAAUGCCUCUGCUGUUAUGAAAAACCAAGUAGCAAGGUUCAACGAUCUGAGAUUUGUGGGCCGGAGUGGACGAGGAAAGAGUUUCACCUUGACCAUAACUGUCUUCACAAAUCCUCCCCAAGUAGCCACCUAUCACAGAGCUAUUAAAGUUACAGUGGAUGGACCUCGGGAACCCAGAAACCCCAGGCAGGCACAGUCUUCCCCACCGUGGUCCUAUGACCAGUCUUACCCCUCCUACCUGAGCCAGAUGACGUCCCCAUCCAUUCACUCUACCACCCCGCUGUCUUCCACACGGGGCACUGGGCUUCCUGCCAUCACCGACGUGCCCAGGCGCAUUUCAGAUGAUGACACUGCCACCUCUGACUUCUGCCUCUGGCCUUCCACUCUCAGUAAGAAGAGCCAGGCAGGUGCUUCAGAACUGGGCCCUUUUUCAGACCCCAGGCAGUUCCCAAGCAUUUCAUCCCUCACUGAGAGCCGCUUCUCCAACCCACGAAUGCACUAUCCAGCCACCUUUACUUACACCCCGCCAGUCACCUCAGGCAUGUCCCUCGGUAUGUCCGCCACCACCCACUACCACACCUACCUGCCACCACCCUACCCCGGCUCUUCCCAAAGCCAGAGCGGACCCUUCCAGACCAGCAGCACGCCAUAUCUCUACUAUGGCACCUCGUCAGGAUCCUAUCAGUUCCCCAUGGUGCCGGGGGGAGACCGAUCUCCUUCCAGAAUGCUUCCGCCAUGCACCACCACCUCGAAUGGCAGCACGCUAUUAAAUCCAAAUUUGCCUAACCAGAAUGAUGGUGUUGACGCUGAUGGAAGCCACAGCAGUUCCCCAACCGUUUUGAAUUCUAGUGGCAGAAUGGAUGAAUCUGUUUGGCGACCAUAUUGAAAUUCCUCAGCAGUGAGUGGCCCCAGUGGUAUGUGGGAGCCACAUCCCAAAUGUAUCAAUAUAUACAUAUAUAGAGAGAGUGCAUAUAUAUGUAUAUCAAUUAGCUAUCUACAAAGUGCCUACUUUUUAGAAGAUUUUUUUUUCAUUCACUCAACGAUCUUGCAACCAUAAGAGGGGUAGAUACUGAGAAGCAAAAGGCCCAAGAGAGACGAUCAUAAUCAGGUUUCAGAUUGUUUUUCUGUUUUUCUUUAAAUAGAAAAAAAAAAAAGCCGUACUUUUACAAGCAGAGGAAAAAGGUAUUUUUGUUGCUGUUGUCGCUUGGUCUGUUAUAAAUAACUUGUUCAUAUGCCAAUUCAGAGAGGUGGACUCCAGGUUCAGAGGGAAGAGCAAAGCCGCUUCCUCUGUGUGCUUUGAAACCACACAUCCUCACGGUUGCAGCUGUGUAUGGACUCGUGCACUCUGCAGACCAGCUUACAAAGCCAGUCGAGGUGCACGUAAAGGGAAAAGAGGUAGAAUGGACGUUUCCAUUACAGUAUAACUGUUCCAAACUUUGCUUUCAGACUUGCUCUAAGUCUUCAUUUGGACGGUUUGGUUCAGUUUUUUUUUUUUUUUCCUACUUUGAGAAAGUGACUUCAAAAAUACUGAUCAGGAUAGGUUAUUUUAUUUUACUUUUUUAUACUUUCCUCCCCUCCCUUGUCCCAUUUCACCAAAAAAAGAAAUACCAUCCCGAAACCUCCCCUCUUCUCCUUUUAUGCAAAACUGAAAAUGGCAAUAUCUUGUUAUAGCCAUCAUGGUAUAGAUAGUGUUUGUGUUUGGCUGUGUGUUAUUUUUCUUUUUUUUUUUUAAAUUAUGAAUAUGUGUAAAAUCUGAGGUAACUUGCUAAGUGAAUGGUCAUAUAACUUUAAAGAUAUAUUUAUAAUUAUUUAAUGACAUUUGGACCCUUGAAACAUUUCUUAGUGUAUUGAUAUGUUGACUUCGGUCUCUAAAAGUGCUUUUUAUUAAAUAACAAAUUUCUUCCGUGGGCUAGAGCCAUACCUGAAAUAUUGCUAAGCAAUUUCAGUUCAUCCAGGCACAAUGUGAUUUUUUAAAAUACUUCCAUCUCCAAAUAUUUUAGAUGUAGCUCGUUUUUGUGAUGUAUGAAGGAAAUGUUAUGUUUAGUUCUUCCAGAUCUUCGAUUGCCUCUAACACAGCUUUGCCUUUUAAAGCAAUAAUUAGGGAUUAAAAACAAAAAAACAAAAAAAGCCCCAACUCUUUAUCACGUAUGUUGCCCUUUGUCAGCAUGAAAUGCUGGAGUGAUGUGGUUUCCUCGUUUCUUUCAAAUAACAAUGACUCUUGUCAUAUUAAAAAGACAAGCACAAGGGACUCGUUGAACUGCAGAAAAAUGUUCUGUGGUUUCAUCGCUAAAGUAGAACUCUAAAUUGCCAGGCUUCAAAGUGAAGAUGUAGUGAGCUUAAAGCCACACGUGUGGCUUGAAGGAGCCAUCAUGAUACACAUAGUACAGAAAAGCAACAUUGCACCAGAGAUCCUUAACCAGCCUGCCUUACCUAACAGUAGGUCGGGGUAACCCACAUCUGCCUUUCUCAAGGCCCCACGCAGACUCUCCACAGAAUUUGCAUUUAAAGGAGCAGAAUUAAGUCACUGCCUUCUGGGAACAGGGUCACCUGAAAUAGCAGGCGAGAUCCAGCAGAUAGCUGAUGGGCGAGAACACAGCCUGUGGGGUCCCACCUACAACCUUAGACAUUCUCAUCUCCUGCCUUGGAGGGGAAGGGGAAGGUAAGGCCAUGUGGAGUUUGGUGUCUACUACUGUGUAUGAACUUGAGCUGACGCCCUUCCGUAGGAUGCACUUUGACCACUCCUGGCGGCCACAUGGCAAAUCCUCCAGCGUGAAUCCUUAAUCCAAGCCAGGACCGGUUAAUGACACUGCCAGGCAGAUCCCUGACCUCCUCACCUCCCCCACAGGUCAGGGCCCUUUCAUUUGAAUUCUAUGCCUUCUCCCCACCCGCUUCCCGCCACCCCGCCUUCCCCCCUACCCACCAUUUAGCAGAACUUUAUGUAGAGAUUUGCCCCAGCCCACAGAGAACCCUCACUCUCUCCAGUCAUUCUCAAGCCCACCUUACUAGGCCACCAACCAAUGCAGGACAGCUUGCGGGGCACUCGGACCCGCGCUCCUUUUGCCUGGGAGUCCCCCGUGGAAUGAAUUCCUCCUGACUCCUAAUCAAAAUUGAGGGGAAACCAAACCAAACCAAAACACUUUGCCUUCUAAAGGUUGUAUACCAAGUAUGCUUAGAUAAAUAAGCCACUUUUCUAUUACUUAAGUAAGAUGGAAGUAGUAAUUGCUACUAUUUAUUGUUUGUGUGUGGUAGCUUGAAGCACGCCACUGUCCAUUUAUUUGUAAGUGUAAAACGUGUGUGUUUGUUUCAGCAGCACUUAAAAAAGCCAGUGUCUGGUUACACAUUUCAGUUUUAAUUAAUUGACAUGAAAAUGUUACCGCCAGUGCCAGCUGUACCCUAUUUAAUAAAAAAAGGUACUAUAUUUGUACGUUAUUUUCUAAUGUUAAAGGGCUUUUUUAAGUUUACAGUACACGUACUAAGUGACUUUAGGGAUGCUUUUGUGUUGAAGUGUUAUUAUAGUGGCUGCAGGCAGCAACCCAGAAACACUUAAAAAUUUUUUUUCUUGGGAAAAAUUCAAGCACAUCUUCCUUCUACCCUCACUCUAACCACUCCAAUGGGGUAAUUCAUGUUUUGGGAUCAAAUCCUGCCCUUUUUUGGCCUAGGGGUUAAAUUUUUCUUUUAUCUUUUUUUUUUUUUUUUCCCUUAACAGAACCCUUACUUUGCACUGGGUCAUGUGUAUGAUUUGUGAUUUCAAGACCAAAGCAAAGCCUUACUACUACUGCUAUGGAAUCACGUAUUAGCCUACCCUCAAUUUCCUUCAGGUUAAAAGAGCAUGGCUCUUCAUGUAGCAUAAACCUUGCUGGAGUUUAGACAGCGUGACCAACUCAGCCACUUUUUUUUUUUUUACUUUUUUUAUCUGUUUCAGUUGUCUCACAAAUUUUAACCAAUGUCAGAGCUCCAGAACAGGUACCACAGCUUUGGUUUUAGAUCAGUGGCAUGACAUCCCGCCUGAAACCGAGAGACUCAACAGAUUAGCUGUUGUUUGUUCUUUCGACUGUCUUACCCCACCAGGACCUUUUAUACACGAGCAGAGAAAUCCACACCCUUAGGGACCAACCGUUGCAAAUUCGGAGGGGAGGAGAUGUGUGUGCUGGCUUAAAGAGCGCCCUCCAUUCCCAGGAAAGGGACUGACUCAGAGUCUAGGUUAAUACAUGGAAACACAAAGCAUUAUUAGCAAAAACAAUAAUUAUAUCUAUGAUGUCCGAAAGAACCAUCGUAAAUAACAUAAAUAGAAGACGACUCUUCCAAACCUUGAAUUUGUGUUCUUAAAAAGAUAAUGCAUUUAAAAAAUAUUUUCUAUGUGAGAAUUUUUUAGAUGUUUGUUUACUUCAUGUUUACAAAUAACUGUUUGCUUUUUUACUGCAGUACUUUGAAAUAUAUCAGCCAAAAAUCAUAACUUACAGUAAUUUCUUAGGUAUUCUGAAUAAAAUUCCAUUUUUUUUUGGAUAUGCUUUACCAUUCUUAGAUUUCUGUGGAACAAAAAUAUUUGUAGCAUUUUGUGUAAAUACAAGCUUUUCAUUUUUAUUUUUUCCAAUCGCUAUUGCCCAAGAUUUGCUUUCCAUGCACAUAUUGUACAAAUUCUGCUUUGUGCCACAGGUCAUGAUUGUGGAUGAGUUUACUCUUAACUUCAAAGGGACUAUUUGUAUUGUAUGUUGCAACUGUAAAUUGAAUUAUUUGGCAUUUUUCUCAUGAUUGUAAUAUUAAUUUGAAGUUUGAAUUUAAUUUUCAAUAAAAUGGCUUUUUUGGUUUU